Messenger RNA from Sinocyclocheilus anshuiensis, 2487 nucleotides. RefSeq names its product acyl-CoA-binding domain-containing protein 5A-like. The coding region runs from base 108 to 1634 and encodes 508 amino acids. Gene Ontology annotation, molecular function: fatty-acyl-CoA binding. The record is from RefSeq and is a predicted model, not a curated record. Gene Ontology annotation, biological process: pexophagy; fatty acid metabolic process. The transcript has 14 exons. Gene Ontology annotation, cellular component: cytoplasm; peroxisome. NCBI's taxonomy places the organism in Eukaryota, Metazoa, Chordata, Actinopteri, Cypriniformes, Cyprinidae.
GUAAACACCUGAGGAAGGCUUUCGUAUGUUGGCUGUCAGUAUUCAUGAGGUCGUAGUCUCCAGUAAAGCAGGUUUGAUCCCGAUCUUGCUGUAGCGGUGAGAUUGUCAUGAUGGAGGGUGACAACCAGCCAGUCUACGAGCAGAGGUUCAAUGCUGCUGUCAAAGUGAUCCAAAAUUUACCUUCAAACGGUUCAUUUCAGCCUUCCAAUGACAUGAUGCUGAAAUUUUAUAGCUACUACAAGCAAGCAACACAAGGCCCCUGUAAGAUUCCCCGUCCAGGAUUCUGGGACCCCGUUGGCAAAGCCAAAUGGGAUGCGUGGAAUUCUCUUGGGGAAAUGCCGAAGGAGGAGGCGAUGGCGGCCUAUGUGGAAGAUUUGAAACUGAUCCUGGAAAGCAUGCCUGUAACAAAUGAGGUCGAGGAGCUUCUGCGGGUCAUUGGACCGUUCUAUGAGCUUGUUGAUGAAAAGAAAAAGAUAACGCAAGUGUCCGAGUUGAGCACAGCCCGCUUGGAAAGAUUUGCUAGGCAACUUGAAGGCUUUGGGAGCAUGCUAAUGUCACCACCCAAAUGUGUCACAAAAAGCAUCAUCAGGACGAUGGAGAUGAAUGGCAGCCUGGACAGUUACCCCGUCAAAACAGCAGAAACCCCAAAGACUAAAUCAAUAGACAUGGAAGACGGAGAAAAUGAUAAUGAGGAGGAAGAGGAGGAAAAAAACGAAAAAGAGGAAGUUAAAGCCUCACAACCGAAGAAAAGGGCUUCUGCAGGGAGACCUAAAGAGCCAGUAUCUAAUGGCAGUAUCGGCCAACAUAAAGGCCUUACCAAUGGAACGCACGAGUCUAGGUCUGAUCUGAACAGGCAGGAUUCAGAAGAAGACUCUGAAAACAUUAAGCACAACAGAGAUGUCACUGAGCUCAAUGGACACAUCAAAAGUGAGGAGAAGGACAUUGGGGAAGACGCGUCCAGUUCUCACCAUGUAGCCAGUGAUUCGGACAGCGAGGUGUACUGUGACUCCAUCGACCAGUUUUGUGGAGAAGAAGGAUCUGAGCUACACGUCAGCCACUCACUAGACAUGGCCGAGGAGAGCCACAGCACACUAUCCUCGACAGGAGAGAUCAGAUCACAAGAGGAACUGCUGGGACGGGAGGAAGGCAUACAGCACGGCGGAGAAGAUGGAUGGAGCAGCAGAGGAGGUUCUCAGAGACAGGGACUUCCUGUGAAUAGAAGUAACAGUUCUGUGGUCAGGAGGGAAAGAGGGUCCAAGUCACCUGCCUUUGGCUCCGGGUCAGCGGGACCACAGCAGGGCAGUGGGGGAGACGGGGAGCGCUGGGGGACGGAUGGAUCUGUAACGGACAAUCUAAACGAACAGAUAAUCUGUGCUCUGGCCAGACUGCAGGACGACAUGCAGAGUGUCUUAGAGAGGCUACACACGCUGGAAGCUCUAACAGCCUCGCAGGCCCGAUCCUUAGUGCUGCCACCAGACUACUUGUCACCACCUGCAAAUAAAACGAAGAAGAAACCAUCCUGGUGGCCUUUCGAUGUGUCUCCAGGAACUGUGGCCUUUGCUGUCAUCUGGCCGUUUGUGGUGCAGUGGCUCAUCCGUCUGUAUGUGCAGCGCAGGAGAAGAAGAAUCAACUGAAAGGAAUCGACUGAUGGUUCGACAUCUCUGGAGACCCAGAGGAGAGCCGCGUUACGCAUUUAGGAGGAGGAGGGUGUUUCUCAGCCUGUCCCGUGAUCCCUAACUUCUGCUUUUGCACUAUGAUGACAACUCUUAAGAAUUAGCUAAUUGAAAGACAGAGUGAAUGUACAGCGAUGCAGCUUAUCACGAGCUUUUUUUGUACUUAUUGUUUUUUAAUGUAACAAUUUGCUAAGUCGGGAAUACCCGGUUUCGGUAAUUAAAAGUCAAAUUUUCGUUAAUCCUGUUAAUAGAAAUCCAUUAUUAAGGGCAUUAUAAUAACUUUCAUGUCGAGUAUAUAUCAUUCAAUGUUUUGCACACAUAGCUGCUAAUUGUCAUUACUACUGUAGCAAUGUGUAGGAUGCACUGAUGAGUACAGCACAGGUGAUUUCUGCUUGAAUAUCUAUCUGAUUCUUGGCAUGUUUGGCAGAAAAGAGCCCAUAUUUGGGGUUUGAACCGUAAUGGGAAUAAAUCAGGAACCCCUCAAAUUGUUGGAGGUCGUAUGAAUAUUUUUUUUAAUAUACAUUAAUAUCUUAGCGUUCGCAUAAGUGAUCUGUGGUGCUCUUUAAAGCCAUAAUAUGCUUACAAUGCUUAUGUAGCUGACCCUUGUUUGGCAAAUCUGAGGAAAGGGUCAGAAGGCAAUAUCGAAAACUACUGUACGUUCUUCAUCCGCUCAACAUCCCAUCAUGAUGCCUGGAAAGAACUGACCUAUCCGGCUCCCUCUAAUGUGUGUAGACAUUGAGCAACACAUCUUAAAAAUGUCUGAACGUCACUGGCUUAAAGGAAUAGUUCACCUAAAAAUGUAAAUUUGCUUAGG